This is a messenger RNA of Plasmopara halstedii, 3021 nucleotides long. RefSeq names its product atp-binding cassette superfamily. Bases 1 to 3021 code for a protein of 1006 amino acids. The record is from RefSeq and is a predicted model, not a curated record. The transcript has a single exon. Gene Ontology annotation, biological process: transmembrane transport. Gene Ontology annotation, molecular function: ABC-type transporter activity; ATP binding; ATP hydrolysis activity. Lineage: Eukaryota; Oomycota; Peronosporomycetes; Peronosporales; Peronosporaceae. Gene Ontology annotation, cellular component: membrane.
AUGCACCCCAAGGCCGCAGGGUUCGAGUCCAUUGCUGACCACUCUGUCUUGGAAAUGAGUAGCAGCGAAGCCACAGAUUUUGAGCGUGUACCGCCUGAUAGCAGCAGCGGCUUUGUCAAGAUUGGCGGCCCUUUACCAGACUCGUCCGACCCUCGCACCAUCAAAGGUGCGAGCAGUGUGCCUGGUAAUGGCCACCGUUUGUUCUAUCUUCGAGUAAUCGACUCGCGUAAAUGGCAUUACUCGGAGACAUUUGCGCUUUUUCUCGACUUUUUUGUGCAGGUCUUGGCAAUUUCGUUUACGCAAAAGGCCACAUUCCAUGACGAAGUGACGGCAAAGGCCUCGCGUCUCUUUUCGUCAGGACUGAUGCUCUGCUACUUUAUUGACAUGAGUAUUCGUGUGUUGGGUCUUCGUCUUGCUCUCUUUCGGUCCCACUCGAAUAUCGCCGACUUGCUUUGUCUCGUGGCUAUGGUUUUUCUGCUCGGGUCAAGGUUCGUUAUGGAUGAGCGAGAAUAUUGGCUUUGUCUCGGCUAUUUGACUAUCGUGGCUUGUCGACUCAUUCUUAAGCCCAGAGCACGAAUCUUCAGUAAGAAACUGCACAAAUUUCGUACCAAUGGGGACCAUAUCCGAAUCAGUAUUGAGUCGCUUCGUGCAUCACUCGCUCGUAUCCCUGGUAUCUCGGCCAUGUCCAUUGAAAUGAUGGAGACGGACCUUGUAAUCAUUUGUGGUCGUGAUGAAGGCGAUAUGACUCGCGACGAGCUCAUGAACUUCUUAGAACGAGCACUACAUUAUCGUCCACCAACACUCUCGGCCACCGAAUUCUUGUCACAUUUGCGUGAUAUUGACGCGUCAUCAUCGACAUUGGCAUAUGGUACUACGGAUGUGGUUCGCAGUACGUUAUGGCACUGGUCGACACAGAUGGCAGACCUCAUUUUCUGCUUCUUCGUCGUGUGCAUUAAUGCGUCAGUCAGUCCUGCUUUGGCUAUUUUCCUAGCCAAGUUAUCGGAUGCUUUUGACACGUUGGACUCGGGCAAUCCGAAUGAAGCGACACUUAGACUUGGAGUUAUGGGCGUGUUGGCACUCUGUGUGCCGUUCGUACUUGGCGACUAUGCGGUUGGCUACUUUCAGUCUAAGAUGAUUUCAAAGGCUACGGAGUCGAUGCAAGCAGCACUACUAAACAUUAUUUUGCGUCAAGAUACUCAAUUCUUUGCUGAGCGCUCGGAAGGUGAUUUGAAUAAUCUUUUUUCGAGUGAUGUGGCGCGUGUAAAUGCAUUGUGGCAGGCUGUCUUUUGGAAUUUGUUGAAUCCGCUGCUGGCUGUGGUUUUUGGAUUUGGAUACGCUUUGUAUAUGGAUGCCAGUAUUGGUGUUAUGUCGUUUGCGUUUACUGCUAUGCUUUUAUCUAGUGGUCCACAGGGUUUUGCUGCUCAGCGCUCGAAAGAGUUUGGCUCGAGGAAUGCUUACGUUGCGGCUGAGUUCCAAAAUGCAGUUGGCUGCGAGAAAGUUGUUCGAGCGUACGCAAUCCAAGAUCCGCUUAUUACGCGUUUUAAAAAGACAUGUGGUUUGUUGCGAAAAAGCCAGUUCUCGAAGGACUUUUGGUCAAGUAUCGUGCAGAUAUACAUUGAGUCGGCCAUGUACAUUUUUAUAGCCAUAAUGACAGCCUCGUUGGCGAUGAAAGUGUGGCACAAAGAGCUGUCUUCUGGUGAAUUCUUUGGUUUCAUCACGUUGCUGAGUCGUGUUUCAAACCCUGUGACAGUUUUGGGUGGGUUUAUGCGUGUAGCUAUUGGCAACGCAAGCAGUCUGCAACGUGUCGAUGAUAUUAUUGUCGGACUUGGCUCGAGCAGUAGUAGCAAAAACGAUGGGGAUAAGGACAUGCCACCACUUCCUAAGAUGACUCGCGAUCUUCGGAUUGAAGAGCUUGCAUUUAAGUAUGACAAGUCAUCAGAGAACUACAUCCUCAACGAGUUGACAGCUACUAUUCCCCGUGGAUCAUACACUUGCGUUGUAGGACCGUCUGGUUGUGGUAAGAGUACGCUGCUGGCAUGUCUUAUGCAGUUCCAGGAAGCCGAUGGUGGCUGCAUUCGUCUUGAUGGUCAUGACAUAUUUAACUUUUCCAAAAAAUCGUUUAUGGACCAAACGGCUGUCGUUUUCCAAGAUGGUGGUAUAUUGAACGGCACGAUUUACGACAAUAUUCGCUACGGUAAUAUCAGCGCUUCGAAUGCUGAUUGUGAGGAAGCUGCACGUUUAGCCGAGUGUCAUUUUAUUAAAAAUCUCAAGGAUAGCUUCGAAACAGUAGUGGGUCAGCACGCUACGUGCAAUCUCAGUGGUGGUCAGGCGCAGCGUAUAUGCUUAGCGCGUGCCCUUUGUCGGCGCCCAAGCUUGUUGUUGCUUGAUGAAGCUACCAGUGCCUUAGACCCUGAGACUGAGGCGUCAAUUGUGGCAACUCUAGAGCGUCUUUCGGACAAGAUGAACAUGACCAUCAUUUCUGUCACGCAUCGCUUGUCGACAGCCCUUAAUGCGGACCAAAUUUUGGUUUUAAACGCAGGACGUGUAGCAGAAGAGGGUCGUUACGAAGCGCUUGUUCAAAAAGGUGGACUCUUUUUCGAAAUGGUUCACAAAGUGGAGAAGCCGGAAGAGGAGGAAGAUGAUGUUCCUCUGGAGAUGUCGCAUAUGGUCUCGAUGGCAAAGAGCCGUCGUCGUGGUAUAGUGCAACGCAGAAACGCUGACACAAUUGGUGCUAAUGGGGAUGAGCCAACGCAGAUGCAAGAUAGUGCGCUAGCUUUGCAGCAGUUUACAAAGAAUUUGAGCUCGCGUGUGGUUCACGACGCUGGCGAUGGGAAUCGUUCUGCAGGCACAACUUCAUGGUACCGCUAUGGGAAUCGUAACUCUCACCGAAGUCGCAAGACGAGCGACGACGCAGGAAAUAACGCUGCGGAAGGUGGGAAUCCUUGGUAUCCGACUCAAAAUGAAAAUCGAGGUGGAGCUGCGACGUCGGAGGACGAGCGCAAUAAGUACUUUGUACUUUAG